CCGGGGCUGAUGCCGAGGGGCUGAAGGCUCCGGGCGGCACCUGCGCGGUGGGGGCGUCGCGUCGGGCGCCCCCCUUCCUGCCUCCGUCUCCCCCUCACGCUCUCCAGCUCCCCUUCACUCGACGGGCCGGAGGUGCCUCCUGCCCUGAGGCGGAAGCGAGGGCGCCCUCACGCCCUCCGCCCCAGAGGAGGACUCGGCGCUUUCUCCCGGAGCGGGCCCAGGAAAAAGCAGAAAAGACCAUGGGGUGUAUUAAAAGUAAGGAAGAUAAAAGUCCUACAAUGAAAUAUAGGACUGAGAAUGCUCCAGAACCCAUUACUUCCCAUGCCAGCCAUUAUGGAACAGAUCCAACCCAAGCAAACCAGUCACCUGCAAUAAAGGGAUCAUCAGUUAAUUUUAACAGCCAUUCCGUGACUCCUUUUGGUGGGCCAUCUGGGAUGACACCGUUUGGAGGAGCAUCUUCCUCAUUUUCAUCUGUGCCAUGUCCAUAUCCUAGCGGUUUAACAGGUGGCGUUACUAUUUUUGUGGCCUUAUAUGACUAUGAAGCCAGAACUACAGAUGACCUUUCAUUCAAGAAGGGUGAACGGUUCCAGAUAAUCAAUAACACGGAAGGAGACUGGUGGGAAGCACGAUCAAUUGCAACAGGAAAGAGUGGCUACAUUCCUAGCAAUUACGUAGCUCCUGCAGACUCCAUUCAAGCAGAAGAAUGGUAUUUUGGUAAGAUGGGCAGGAAAGAUGCAGAGAGAUUACUUUUAAAUCCUGGGAACCAACGUGGUAUUUUCUUAGUCCGUGAGAGUGAAACCACAAAAGGUGCUUAUUCCCUUUCUAUACGUGACUGGGAUGAGGUUAGAGGUGACAAUGUGAAACACUACAAAAUUAGAAAACUUGAUAAUGGUGGAUAUUACAUAACAACUAGAGCACAAUUUGAAUCUUUGCAAAAGCUGGUCAAGCACUAUACAGAUCAUGCUGAUGGCCUGUGUCAUAAAUUAACAACUGUGUGCCCAACUGUGAAACCUCAGACACAAGGUUUAGCAAAAGAUGCCUGGGAAAUUCCUAGAGAGUCUUUGCGGCUAGAGGUUAAGCUGGGUCAAGGAUGCUUUGGCGAAGUAUGGAUGGGAACAUGGAACGGAACUACAAAAGUAGCAAUCAAAACACUAAAACCUGGUACAAUGAUGCCAGAAGCUUUCCUACAAGAAGCUCAAAUAAUGAAGAAAUUAAGGCAUGAUAAACUUGUUCCACUUUAUGCUGUUGUUUCUGAGGAGCCAAUCUACAUAGUCACUGAAUUCAUGACAAAAGGUAGCUUGCUAGACUUUCUUAAGGAAGGAGAAGGGAAAUAUUUAAAGCUUCCGCAGUUGGUGGAUAUGGCUGCUCAGAUUGCAGAUGGCAUGGCCUACAUUGAAAGAAUGAACUACAUUCAUAGAGACCUUCGGGCAGCUAACAUCCUUGUAGGAGACAACCUGGUGUGCAAGAUUGCAGACUUUGGCUUAGCAAGGUUAAUAGAGGACAAUGAGUACACUGCUAGACAAGGGGCCAAAUUCCCAAUUAAGUGGACAGCACCUGAAGCUGCAUUAUAUGGUCGGUUUACAAUUAAAUCUGAUGUCUGGUCAUUUGGAAUUUUGUUGACAGAGCUUGUAACAAAGGGUCGUGUGCCAUAUCCAGGCAUGGUAAACCGGGAAGUUUUGGAACAAGUGGAACGUGGCUAUAGAAUGCCUUGUCCUCAAGGAUGCCCAGAAUCUCUCCAUGAGUUAAUGAAACUGUGUUGGAAGAAAGAUCCUGAUGAAAGACCAACAUUUGAGUAUAUUCAAUCUUUCUUAGAAGACUAUUUUACUGCAACAGAACCACAGUACCAGCCUGGAGAUAAUUUAUAAGUCUUUGGCCUACAUUCAUUGCACAAAUCUGCCAAAUAUAAAAUACUUCCAAAAAAAAAUCCUUGCUGAUUGGAAGGACUCAGAGGAAAGCAAAUUGCCAUUUGCAUGCUCUUGAUGGCUAGCAAACUGGAAUUCCAUAAUACAAUUGCACAAAACCACUUUUUAAAGUGUUAUACCCAAAUGUACCAAUGAUGUGAUAUUUUCCUUCCUUAUUCUGUCAGGGUCCAGAAGAAGCAUACCUUAAAAUUGGUGGUAAAAUGAGUGCUACCAUUACAGUUCAUAAGAGUGGCACAGCUAAUCUGUUUCUUUUUCUCUUGUCUUAUCUGUACUGCAAAGGGAACACCAGCAAUUAGAUAAACUUCUGAAUGGAAAUGUUCUGAGAAUAAGAAAGGAGGUGUACGGGACCAAACAAUUCUGUUCCAAUUUUAUAAAAUGUCCUGUGUCCAAAAAUUGAGAUAGCACUACAGUUGUGAUCUUGAGACCCAUUUUACAUUGAUUUAAUUAUGAUAGGAAAGUAUUCUUUUAAAAACCAGACAAUUUAUGAUAAACUUGAUUAAAUUGUAGACCUCAGUAGUGGAAGUGAAGAGCAUUAAUGCACUGUAGAGAUACUUUUAUGUUAAUGUAACUGAAAAUUAGUAUAUGCAAGUUGAUCUCCCCCACUCCACCCCCACUUCUGCUAUACUCUAAUUAUAAAUUAUAAAGGUAACCACAAGUUGAAUUAAUGCAAUCAGGGGGAAAGAGAAAGUCUCAUCAUUCUUUCAAGAGGUAGCCUUUCAGAGAGAAAUGCCCUGUGAAACAUGCCUCAAUCUUGUGAGCUUCUUUCAGGAGAGAGAGAGAGAGAAAGAAAGAGAGAGAGGGAGGGAGAGGUGGUCAGUAGAUACAUAUGCUUCCUAUAAAACAUUGCUAGUUCAGGGAUUCACAAAAUUGCACUUCUGCUUUUCUUAAGAAGAUACUCUUAUGUAUCAUUAACAAAGUAUUUAUGGGAAAAAGUGUGAAAAGUUGAGGAGCCCAAUAUAUUUAGUAUUAGAUUAUUGACAGCAAAUUAUUGAUGGUUAGUUGGCCCAGCUGUUGCAUACUAUAUUCAAGCACCAAGCCAACAGAGCAUGCAUACAGAACAGGGUUUGCACAUGGAAGGGCUGUUUAGAAAAGCCAAACUCCCACCAAUAAGUGGCUGUGUGUGGAAGGGGGAGUGGUUGGUAGGACAUACCAUUCACCCCACUAGAUUCAGCUAGUGGCAAGUGUGGAGGAGCCUUCUUCCACCUGCAUAUUGUCCUUAGUUAUAUUUGGAAGUAAUAGUAGUUAACAUAACCUCUGACAUAUCAAGCAAUAAUAUGCCGUUGGCAUUGUUAGAAUUUGCCAAUUUUACUUUUAAAAAAAUUCUGCACAACAAACUUUUUCUGUGAAAAUUAUGAUCAACAUCAUUGUCAUAUCAGACAAAUCGUAUGGAUUUAGUUCUUAAUGGUUACAUUUGUUGCAUCGGGAGUUUUGAAUUCUGCUCCUACAAUAUUUUUUGUAAAACGGUGCAAUUAUGUUGCAUUUUCCCUUAUCAUUUAUGCACCCCUAACUAUGAAAUUUUCUAAGGGUUCUAUGUAGAAAAUAAAUUAUGAGAUUGUGAUUUUUCCUGUAUGUUAGAAUGGGUAAUGCAAUUACAUUUAUGUAAUAAUGCAACACAUCAGUAAAUUAUUCUGAUAUUGAUUGGAUGUUUAUUAACAAAUGGAACAAUUCAUUGUAGCAACAUUUGUAUAGUGAGGAAAUAAAAAAACACUUAACUUUAUGAGCCAGUUCAUGAAAAACGAUUAUGUAUUUUAAAAAGAAUGCCCUCAGUAUCUACAACUUUCUUUGUGAUAAGUCUUUUACCUCAAAUCUUUGAUGUAAUUAAGCUGUUUUGGCAAAUAAGAACUUGACACUGACAUACUUUUUUUAUUAAAAGUAAUACAAUACACUACAAAAAUUAAUUAUUUUUAUAAAGUAUGUUUUUAAUUUUGUUUAACAGGAUUGAUUUUAAAUUAAAUUCACCCAAAUUAUAGCAGCUUAUCUUUUUUAAAGAAAGACAAGAAAAACCCUGAUAGGUUCCUGAGCUGCUUUCUUAUGCCAGUAUGACAUAGGGGUUAGAGUGCCAAGGAGAGCAGGGUGCAAGUCCCCACUUGGGAUUCCUGCUCACUGGGGGUCCCUAGGCCAGGCACUGCCUCUCAGCCUAACCUACCUCACAGGGUUGUUGUGGGGAUGGGGGAGAGCUAUGGGUGCCACCUUGGGCUGAAAAGGGCGGCCUAUAAAUGCAAUAAAUAAAAUAAAUAAAUUGAACAUCACUUUAGAACUCUAGAGGAUUAUAAGAAUCACUAUUCUGUUGGCGUUACAUUUUGCAUUCUUCUAAACAUUUUUUUCAGCAGUCCAUAUAGACUAUAACUUGCAGGUGUCGGGGCUUACUUAAUUUCUCCCCCUUAGAAUAUUAAUUACUUUUCAUAAAUUAUUUUCUCGGUCCUGUUUCCAUAUCAGUGAGCAAGUGAACCCUUCUAAGAUACGCUCUGAACUGUUUCCCCUUACCAAUUAACGAUAAGAAAACACUAACGACUGCUUUGCUCCAUGUGGAUGAGGCGUCUUGUGAUAUUAUGAAUGUUUUGUUAUUAAUUUGUAUACUUCGCAGCGGUUCUUGGGCUACAGUCCCAGGAUUGCAGCCGUAUUUGUGGAUAUUCCCUGCUCCAGUACUUUGCCAACUAGAUCAGAGACUGAACUGUACCAUGAAUGGAAUAGUAUCACUGCUAUGUGUGUGUGUGGAUCUCAGGAUUUUCUCCCCUCCACUUCCUUCCACAUGUGUGAGUUGCAUUGGUAGAUGUUGGGGAGUUUGCACCCCACAGCAGCCUCUUGCAUGAGUGGUGUGUGUGUGUGGUUGUGGUUUGCUCCUCAGUGGACUGGGAGUGAUUAAGAAAAUUAUGCAGAAACACAGCUGAAAAGAAUGGAUGCCACCAUUUCCUUGUGUUGCUCCUGUUCAUUUCAAAGGGAUCCGUGCUGGGAAAGUUCCCAACAGAUUGUGCUGUUGGUUAUAAUUUCUCAGACACUACUUCCAUGCCAUCUCAGCUCGUUUUUAAUGCAAACGACACAAAAGCUUAGUUUUGUUUAUUGUUUCCCAUGUCUUCUUCCACAACCUCAUUCUUCAUUCAAUAUUGUACAGCCAAUCCCACAUCUCCAGUGUACAGAAGUGCCGCUGUAUAUUAUGACUGUAGAAAUCCUAGUAUACUGUUUUCUAAACAAAACAAAACGACGAUGCAAACUUUUUACAUGUUUUCAACUACUACAUUUAUUGUAUUUUCAGCACUUGCGCUACUGUAAUCAAUCAUUUAAGAAUGAUUUUGAUAUUUUAAUGGAAACAGUUAUGUAACAUUUCUGAUUAAAACUGUAUUGCAAACCUUGCCCAUCUGUUUUGUUGAAGCUACAUUGUGUGGUAACUUUUCAUUUUUAAAUUUUGGUUUGGUUUUCCUAUCAUGCUGUGUACACAAGCUUAAAUAUUUUUAAUAUUUUAUUACUUUUGCAUAAUUAAACUUCCUAAAGUAUAA
Messenger RNA from Podarcis muralis (Common wall lizard), 5413 nucleotides. It is a transcript of the gene YES1, whose product is annotated as YES proto-oncogene 1, Src family tyrosine kinase. The record is from RefSeq and is a predicted model, not a curated record. Gene Ontology annotation, biological process: protein phosphorylation. Gene Ontology annotation, molecular function: protein binding; protein tyrosine kinase activity; ATP binding. NCBI's taxonomy places the organism in Eukaryota, Metazoa, Chordata, Lepidosauria, Squamata, Lacertidae.